This is a messenger RNA of Orycteropus afer afer, 1530 nucleotides long. RefSeq names its product THUMP domain containing 2 (gene THUMPD2). Gene Ontology annotation, biological process: tRNA methylation. Bases 1 to 1530 code for a protein of 509 amino acids. The record is from RefSeq and is a predicted model, not a curated record. The transcript is spliced from 10 exons. NCBI's taxonomy places the organism in Eukaryota, Metazoa, Chordata, Mammalia, Tubulidentata, Orycteropodidae. Gene Ontology annotation, molecular function: tRNA (guanine) methyltransferase activity; RNA binding.
AUGUCUGGGGCGCCUGGAGAGGCUGGGCCUUAUGGGUCUGGGCCGGAGUCGCCACUGGCGGAAGGCACCAGGUUCUUCUGCACCGCGGGCCGCGGCCUAGAGCCGUUCUUGAUGCGAGAGGUGCGGGAACGGCUGGCGGCCACGCAGGUUGAAUAUGUUUCAGGAAAGGUUUUUUUCACCACCUGUUCUGAUUUGAAUAUGCUGAAAAAGUUAAAAUCUGCAGAAAGAUUAUUUUUGUUGAUUAAAAAACAGUUUCCACUUACUUCUGUAAGUAAAGGAAAAAUAUUUAAUGAAAUGCAAAGACUUAUAAAUGAUGAUCCAGGAAGUUGGUUGAAGGCCGUUUCAGUUUGGAAAAAUCUUCUUGAACUUGACACAAAAAAUGAACAACUUUCUCAAGGAAGUUCUAACUCAUUUAAAAGAAAAUUAGAAGAAAAUGAAAUUACCAUUACUAAGAAACUAAAAACAGAACAAAUCCAAGAGAUACAAGAGAAUAGGGACUGCCAGCUGCAAAACCAAAUUGGAGAAGAAACACUGGUGCAAGAAGAUUUUAUUACUAAACAAGAAAAUUUUCAAGAAGAAGAGUUUCAAAAUGAUGUAGAGAAAGCAAUUGUUGGUCAUAACCAGAAAGACUUGACUUUCAGAGUGUCUUGUCGCUGCACUGGGGCUGUUGGAAAGACCUUUAGUGCUCAGGAAGUAGGAAGAGUAAUUGGUAUUGCUCUUAUGAAACAGUUUGGAUGGAAAGCUGAUUUGAGGAAUCCAAAUUUAGAGAUAUUUAUACAUCUAAAUGACAUUUAUUCUGUGGUAGGGAUUCCUAUUCUCAGGGUUCCUUUAGCCAGCAGAACUUACAUCAGGACAGCUGGACUGCGAUCUACCAUAGCAUGGGCAAUGGCAUCUCUUGCUGAAAUUAAAGCUGGUACGUUUGUUUUAGAUCCAAUGUGUGGACUUGGAACAAUACUUUUGGAAGCUGCUAAAGAAUGGCCAGGUGUGUAUUAUGUGGGUGCUGAUGUCAGUGACUCACAAUUACUAGGGGCACAUGACAAUCUGCAGGCUGCAGGCCUUAAUGAUAAAAUCGAACUACUUAAAGUCUCUGUUGUAGAAUUGCCAUUGCCUUCAGAAAGUAUUGAUAUUAUUAUUUCUGACAUUCCAUUUGGAAAAAAGUUUAAGUUAGGAAAAGAUAUCAAAAGCAUUCUACAAGAAAUGGAAAGAGUACUUCAUGUUGGCGGAACCAUUGUACUAUUACUAAGUGAAGAUUACCACAGGCAUCUUAAAGAUUGUCACCAGAACAGCAUCCCUUUGAAUUCCAAGAGCAGCCACACAGAUGAACCUGGAAUUAAAAAGUGCUUGAAUUCUGAGGGAAAAAAUGGCAUAUCAGAGACAUUGUCGUCUUCAUAUCAAGCCAGUAACCAAGAGGACGUAGACAAAAUGUCACCAUUUGGCUCUUUGGUGCCAGUGGAAUGCUACAAAGUUAGCCUUGGAAAAACAGAUGCAUUUAUAUCUAAAUAUAGGAAGUCACACUCCUCUGGACUAUAG